AUGUUUAUUUCGCUACUUUUCACAGCUGCCGUGGUAACGGCUGCGCCGUCUAGCUCUGCGGUCAGUGUGAGUAAGACUGUGCCUAAGGACGCAGCUUCAGGAAUUCUGGCUCCAUUUGUCUCAUUUUCGAUUGAGUUUUCUUCUUUCCCAGACUUUGCAGGAAACAAAUCCAAGCCGAAUCGAUUUUCCAAUCAGCUGCUGGACAACCUGGCUGACCUACAAGGUGUGAAGCCAUAUAUCCGAGUCGGGGGCAAUACCCAGGACUUCGCUUUAUAUGAUCCAAAUCUCAAGACCCAGAUCAAUGGCACCGUGGUUCCCUCCGUGUCUUCUGACUAUCCAUACAUCAUCUCUAUCGGCCCGUCCUAUUUUGAGGCCUACAAUACUUGGCCAGGUGCAAAGUUCAGUCAUGGAUUCAAUCUCGGAAAGAAGACGACUGCGGCCAUGAAUACCCUGAUAUCAACUGUUCCACUGGCAUGCAAAGCCCUUAGUAAUGGCAACUUUGCCCACUGGGAGAUGGGCAACGAGCCCGAUUUGUUUACUGGCCAAGUUCGUCCGGCAAAUUGGACAGAGCAGGACUAUGUUGAUGAAUGGUUAUCGAAGACACGCAUAGUUCAGCGCCAAUUGUCCAAGGCCUGCCCUGACAUGGCCCAUGGAGAGUACUACAAGUAUCUUGCCCCAUCCUUUGCAGGUCCUUCGAAUCGUUUAAACCCCGUCAAGACUUGGCAGGAUGGCCUGAAUUCUGAUAAUGAUGUUGGGAUGAACUCCAUGCACAACUACAUGGGCGGUGCAGACUCUCCUGGAGUUACGCUUGCGCAUACCCUCAUGAACCAUACCGCAGUCAUCAAAAGUGUUGCAAAUCACGUCGCCGUGAUAAACAAUUUAGAGGAAAACAAUUUAGCUAAAGGAGUUCCUUAUAUCCUAGGUGAAAUGAACUCCCUCUAUCACCAGGGCAAGCCGGGUCUGUCCAACUCAUUUGGUGCCGCUCUUUGGGGUGUCGACUUCAAUCUCUACUGUGCCUCUCAAAAUAUUCGUCGCACCCACAUGCAUCAGGGAACGGACUAUCGCUACGCAUCGUGGCAACCUAUUGAAACCAACAAGACAUCAAUGGGUACAAAGGCACCAUACUACGGAAAUGCCAUGGUGGCCGCUAUGCUGAACGGCGGUAAAGGCGAGCACAACUCCAACGUUCAAGUGGUCAACCUACCCAUGACUCAAGAAACAGACGCUGCCUAUGCAACGUAUGUCAAUGGAAGGCUGGCCCGCAUCGCGGUGAUCAAUAUGCAGGAGUACAAUUACACGGGUACAGACGCAGCCUCGGCCUCCCGACCAUCCGCCACUUACCAGUUCCAUCUGUCCGAGACCCCGAGCAAGUCCCUAUCUGUGCAGCGGCUGCUGGCAAAUGGAACCGAUGCUAUCACGGGUAUUACCUGGGACGGCUGGUCAUAUAACUAUGAAUUGAAGGGUGGCAACCCUGUUCGGUUGUCGAAUGUCACGAUUGGUCAGACUGUGCAUGUGAAUUCCAAGGGCUUGGUGGAACUGGAGUUGCCGUACUCGAGUGCUGCUAUCUUGAACCUUUAG
Messenger RNA from Penicillium daleae, 1578 nucleotides. RefSeq names its product glycosyl hydrolase family 79 C-terminal domain-containing protein. NCBI's taxonomy places the organism in Eukaryota, Fungi, Ascomycota, Eurotiomycetes, Eurotiales, Aspergillaceae. The record is from RefSeq and is a predicted model, not a curated record. The transcript has 4 exons. Bases 1 to 1578 code for a protein of 525 amino acids.